GAGUAUAACGAGUUCACUAAACAUAUUGAGGAUCGCCAUAAGGAGGUUGCGGACAAGGCAGCCACACUUUCACCAGAAGCUAAGGCGGCUUACGACAAGAUCGCCAAAUUGGAAAAGGAGAAACACGAUAUUAUUGCUUCGCUUAACGAGCAUGCUCAAGAAGAACUAUUCCAGUUCGCACAUCAUCCUCCUCCGGAAUGUGGGCUCCCACACUUCGUCAAUGAUCUUCCAGCUGAUGCUCAAGCAAAGCUGAAAGAUAUUUGGAAGAACUGGAAGGAAGGCGAUAAGUGCUAUCAUGAGCAAGGCCUCACCAGGGAUCUGGUGGAAACACUCCCAACCGAAAUUCGUAGAAAGAUCAGCAAGGAUGCACUUCUGCCACCGCCUGUAAGGAAGGCGCCAGAAGAAGUCCAGGAACAGUUCCGUAAAAUCAUCAACGACAAGACGAUCCCAGUUGAUGAAAAGCACAAGAAGAUGAACGAGCUAGCACAGAAGGUUCUCACUGGUGACAACCUUAAGGAGUAUAACGAGUUCACUAAACAUAUUGAGGAUCGCCAUAAGGAGGUUGCGGACAAGGCAGCCACACUUUCACCAGAAGCUAAGGCGGCUUACGACAAGAUCGCCAAAUUGGAAAAGGAGAAACACGAUAUUAUUGCUUCGCUUAACGAGCAUGCUCAAGAAGAACUAUUCCAGGUCUUCAAACUGAAACACUCCAAGUUCCCGAAAGACUAA
Messenger RNA from Haemonchus placei, 729 nucleotides. NCBI's taxonomy places the organism in Eukaryota, Metazoa, Nematoda, Chromadorea, Rhabditida, Trichostrongylidae. The record is from the annotation of a GenBank genome assembly.